This is a messenger RNA of Serendipita indica DSM 11827, 486 nucleotides long. The record is from the annotation of a GenBank genome assembly. NCBI's taxonomy places the organism in Eukaryota, Fungi, Basidiomycota, Agaricomycetes, Sebacinales, Serendipitaceae.
AUGGAUAGAAUCAAGCAAAAACUCGAUCAGUUCAAGGUUGAUUUAGAGGCUGCAACGGACCGUGCAGAGCUCGCAGAAGAGAAGAACAAGAAGCUGGAGCAAGCCCUCCUCGAGCGCGAACAAGAGAUCCAGUCGCUCCGGCACAGACUUGACCUUGCAGAAGCAGAAAGUGAAAAGCUGGCUGCCGAUCUCAAGACUGCAAAGAUGGCAUCGUCAGAAGGCGAGCACACGAGGAGCAACGCCGACAACUUGUCCCGCAAGGUUCAGCUGCUCGAGGACGAAUUAGACAAGGCAGAAAAGAGUCUAAAGGAGACGACGGAAAAACUCCGGCAAGUAGACGUCAAAGCCGAGCACUUUGAACGUCAAGCUCAGAGUGCUGAGCUUGAACGAGAGAAAUGGGAAAGAAAGUACGAGGAAGCUCUGGAUAAGUGGAGGAAGAGUCAGGCAGAAUUGGACGAGCUCGCUCGUAGCAUGGAUCAACUCUAA